UGCGGGUGGGCUUUUACGUUUCCAUAUAUUUUCAUUCCAUUUAUUCCUUGUCUUGGUUUGCACACCAUCCUCGUAUCUGAAAAACAUUAAAAAAAAAAAGUGUAAAAAUUCCAAGCACCACUUUUGGGGAAUGCAAGCAGGGGAAAGAGUUGCAGAAUGUCUUCGAACAGUACAAAGACUUCCAGAGAAGAAAAGAGUUCAAUUCCAUCCUGCCGGCAUACAAACAGUAUACCCUUUUGCGAUCCACGCUCCCUUCUUUCUUUGGGACAAUAUAGUGGACAAGGCAUUCACUUCAACUGCAGCAAUAUGCUUCAUUUGAUCUGAACCCAACUGAGCUGAUCAUCAAGAGCUAGCGGGUUCUCCCCUGCCGAUCGAGAUUAUUCAGUCCUCGUUGACACUCUCCAACCACAAGUGCAACUCUGGUAGCUGCAUUUUCUUCAUCCUUCCUGCAUAGGGCAUGGCAGAAUCAAUACUUGAAGGCUUCGCACAAGAUUUACUGAAAAAGGUAAUCUCCCUGGUUGUCAGUAGAGCCUCCUUGGCUUGGGGCGUCAAGGAUGAGCUCCGCAAACUUGAAAGAACUCUCACCAAGAUCAGAGCAGUCAUUGCAGAUGCUGAGAAGCGGCAGUCCCGCGAGCAGAGAAUUCAAGUCUGGCUAGAGGAUCUUAAAGAUAUCUUGUAUGACUCCGAAAAUGUUCUGGAUGAAUUUGAGUGUGAAGAACAGCGAAAGCAAGUCAUUAAGCAAGGGAAAGUGCUCGGAAAGAGACGUCGAUUCUUUUCCUGCUCCAAUCCACUUGCCUUCCGUCUUAAGAUGGGCCUUAAGAUCAAGGAGAUAAGGACGAGAUUGGAUGAGAUUAACAAAGAGAAGGAUGCCUUCAAUCUUAUUCCGCAGACCAGCUUCAACGGCGGUUCUCGUAGCAGAUGGCGUGAAACUCAUUCACAUGUGAAUGUGUCGGAAAUCAUUGGAAGAGACAGUGAUAGGGAUGAGAUCAUCAAGAAACUACUGAGCCCUCCUGCUGACAAGAAUCCCUUUAUUGUUUCAAUUGUUGGAAUUGGGGGGAUGGGGAAGACUGCUCUGACCAAGUUGUUGUACAACAAUGAUAGGGUAAAACUUCACUUUGAUUCGAGAAUCUGGGUGUGUGUAUCUGAAGAGUUCGAUCUGAAGAUUACACUACAAAAGAUUAUCAAGUCAGCAACAGAGGAGUCAACAACCAUUCAGAACAUUCAUCUUUUAGACCUGGAGCAACUGCAGGCAAAAUUGCAAGAGCUCUUGCAAGACAAUAAAUUUUUGCUUGUACUGGAUGAUGUAUGGAGCAAUAAUCGGGGUCAAUGGAAUGAGUUGAGGGAUCUUCUUACGGGUGGCACUACAGGUAGCAGUGUAAUCGUGACAACUCGCAGCUCGGAAGUUGCAUCUGCUGCGGGCUCUCGUUAUGAGCACAAGUUAAAAGGGCUUUCACAAGGUGACAGUAUCACCAUACUCAAGAAGGUUUCAGACUAUGGGCAAGGCAGUGUAACGAAUCCUGAGCUCCUGGAGAUUGCGAGGCAACUUGUCGACAAAAGUGGAGGUGUGCCGCUCGUGGUAAAAGCUCUUGGAGGCUUGCUCCGCUCUAACACCGAUAUAAGAUACUGGAGAUAUAUCCGAGAUAAGGGUAUGUUGGCUGUGCUCCAAAAGGAGGAUGACAUCUUACCAAUUAUCAAACUGAGUUACGAUCAUUUGACGGCCGAUUUGAAGAGAUGUUUUGCCUUCUGCUCACUUUUUCCCAAGGAUUAUCGGUUUCUCAACAUUGAGCUAAACCAAUACUGGAUAGCAAGUGGACUUGUCAUAUUAAAUAAUAAUCAGAGGCUAGAGGAGCCAUGUGAUCAUUGCAUGAAAGAGUUCUUGGCAAGAUCCUUCUUCCAAGACGUGGAGGACUGCGGUGCAGUGUACUUUUUUAAAAUGCAUGAUCUGGUACAUGAUCUUGCAUCAUCCAUCGCCCAGAAUGAGUAUUCAGUCGCAAAAUUUGACACUGCAAGCAUUUCGGAUAGAGUGCGACAUGUGGAGCUCUCUUAUAGCUCCAACAACGAAACGGAAUGUGUCCCACCAUUCUUGAGCCAAGCAAAAAAGUUGCAAACCCUCCUUUGCAUGUCAAGUGAUUUGGGGAUAUCAGGGGAGGUUUUGAAAGCAUGCAUCUCUAACUGUAAGUAUCUGCGAGUGCUAGACUUGACUAAUUCCACAUUUGAGGUGCUGCCCGAUAAUAUUGAUUCCUUGAGACAUCUCAGACUUGUCGACCUAUCUAAAAAUCUCAAGAUCAAGCGACUUCCCAAAUCUAUUUGCAACCUGCAGAGCUUGCAAUUUUUAUAUCUUCAUGGAUGUGAGAGCCUUGAAGAAUUGCCAAGAGAUAUGUGGAAGCUUAUCAAUCUUCAAGCAUUGUCCGUAGCCACGAAACAAAAAAGCUUGAAGGGCAGCGACAUAGAGUACUUGAAGUCUCUACAAUUUUUCCGGAUUGAGGUGUGCAGGAAUCUUGAAACAUUGUUCGAAGGGAUGAAUAUAGAAAGCCAUGCUUCCCUUCGCACGUUUCUAAUCAAGGACUGCGAUAAUCUAACAUCCAUUCCCAUGAGCAGCAUAAAAUUUCUCACUUCUCUGGAGGUUCUAUCUUUUUGGAAUUGUGGGAAGCUUGCUUUAUCCAUGGAGGAGGAGAUAUUCUCCUCAUGCCUACGGACAUUGACUUUUUAUGGGUUACCAAUGAUGUUGACCUUUCCCAAAUGGGUCCAAGGAGCUGCUAACACAUUACAGCGCCUCCAUAUCGGCAACUGUCUGCUGCUGGAGGAACUGCCCGAAUGGCUACAUAAGCUCUCGUGCCUGGAAACACUUAUAAUUGCUGGAUGUAAUGGCAUAUCAACCCUACCAGAUGGAGUUCAAGAUCUUACUGCCCUCAAAUGUCUAAGGAUUUCUUUUUGUGGUGAGUUGGGUGACAAAUGUCGACCGGAUGGGCCAGAUUGGCACAAGAUUGCUCACGUUCCGGAUAUCGAAAUUGAUGGUGAAAAGAUUGUUCGUUCCUAGUUGAAUAGCAUUCGCAGGGUUUGUAUUUCGCUCAUUUCACCGUCUCCUCCAAGCAACUUCCGUUGAUGGUUCUUAGACUCGCUCGUGAUAACGCCCUUCCAUAUUGUCGGUGACGAACGUGGAAGUAGUAGCUUCAUCAUCAUAUGUACGUGAACUCUCGUAUCCUACUCUAUGCCUGCCUUAUUAAGAAAACUUGCAUGAACUACCAUAUGUGCUGGGAACUGGUUUAUCGGCUUGUAUUUGCUAUAUGCUUGAGAUGCUCCUAUCCUGUCCAUCUGUUCUGUUAUAUGCUAUGUUGGCACCUAGACUAUUGGCUUGUAUUCAAAGACCCUGAGUUGUUUGUUACAUGAUAUGUUCUGUCAAUUUAAUGCGACAGACAUUUGCA
Molecule: messenger RNA, 3422 nt
Organism: Punica granatum (pomegranate)
Lineage: Eukaryota; Viridiplantae; Streptophyta; Magnoliopsida; Myrtales; Lythraceae
Source: RefSeq, a predicted model, not a curated record